AUGCCUCUCAUUGACCAGCUACUCUCCUACAAGACAACCGCCUAUAGCACUCGGUUUCAAACGGGAAGGAAGCUUAGUGUUGGAGGAGUCAUCACGCCAAUCCUCUGUGCAGCUGGAGUCCAUUUGGACAAGAGAAGGUCUACUCCAGCAGGAUGGAUGGACAUUAAGUUUUGCAAGACCAACCUCCUCAUUGAACACAAGGAGUUGGAUGGGAGGUUCCAAUUCAAGUUCACUCAUCCAUUGGCUGGCCCUUCCAAGCUUCUUCUGCCCAACCCUGAGCUCACCACGGUUCUAGGAGAGGAGCCUGAACUCGAUCGAGCUGAGGAUCGAGUUGAGGACAACGCUCAUGUGAAUGCGGAUUUGGGUGAGCCUGAGUGCUAUUAUUUUGAGGAGUAUGAGGCUCCAAGGAUGAACCCCUCUGUUGUGGCUGCCCACAAGAGGAUUGGACUUCUCCAAAGGUUCAACAAGUGGCAAGGGAAAGCCAUGGAAAGAUGCAAAAGUCCAUGGACAAGAUGGUGA
This is a messenger RNA of Microthlaspi erraticum, 519 nucleotides long. Lineage: Eukaryota; Viridiplantae; Streptophyta; Magnoliopsida; Brassicales; Brassicaceae. The record is from the annotation of a GenBank genome assembly.